GUUUUAAGUCUUUCGUUUUUACUGAAGAGCAAAUAUCUUCGUUUAUUAACUACUAACUAGAUACUACCAACUAAUAUUUUUCGAAACGUUUUGUUACCUCAUACCUUUUUUUCUCUUCUAUUAAUAAAUAUUAACCAUGCAUUUAUUUUAGUCGUAACUAAUCAUAAAACGUGUUAGUUGUUAAAGUCACUAACAAUGUUUACUUUGAAGAAAUCGCUGGCCACAUUAGUUGGCCGCCGAUUGCGUUGGACUAGAUCGUUUCUGUCUGAGGCGUACGGGUGUGAUGACGUGUGGCAACAACGACUGGAUUGUUCAUUGCUGAGGAAAGUCGAACCUGAAGUGCUGUACCACAAGUUGUCGACUACAAUGGAACACGGGUCGAAGCAAAUCAGUGCUGUGGAUCUAGAUGUGUUCGCCAACUCGUUGACGGAUAAUUCAUACUUAGAUGAGUUAGAGGAACUCACACAUAAGUUUCGUUUAUCGGCUCAGACCGACACAAUGCUCCCAUCAACACAUCAUGCUGUUGUACGAUUGCUUUUAGCAUCAAAUUGUGUCAAAGAUCUUGUCAGGAUAUUAAAGGAUCGGCUCAAUUACGGAAUUUUCCCUGAUUACUAUCUGUGUAACUUACUAAUGGACCGUUUCAUUAAAGGCAACGAUAUUCGGAAUGCUAUAGUUAUUGUCUCCAACCAAAUGUUACAAGAAGAACUAGACAAUGAUAUUACCAAAGCCAUGGGAUUAUAUACCUGUUUGAAAUAUAUCACCAAUCCAACUGAAUGGGAAGAAGCAAAAAUAGAAACAGAAGAAACAAUUAAUAAUGAUGAUGACGAUGAAGAAGAUAGAAGAGUACGUGUAGACUUUUUAAGAAAUCCUUAUUUUGAUAAUCAUUUUGAUUUGACAGACAGUGAUCACUUGGUUGGAAAAACCAUGUUGGCAAUUAGCAGUAAAAUUGAUAAUACUAUACUGGGAAAUAGUUUUAAGACUCUUGGAUUAGCUUAUUAUAACCAAUGGAAUGAUUUUAGAAGUCAUAUUGAAAAACUUAACAGUUCUAUUUAUCCAGAAACAGUAGAGUUGGCAGUUACUGCAAUAGAUAAACGAGCACCCGAAAAUGCUGAGGAGCUAAAAGAUGCACUUGCGAAAUUACAAAUUGAAAACAAAAGUUUGACUGAUGAAACAAACAAUUUUGUAAAAGAGGCAGUAACCAAAAAUGAAGAAACAGAAAUACAGAAUCAAAAAAUAAUAUACAAACAAUGGGAAUCUUUCAGGAGAGAAGAGCUAUCUAGGUACCUUGAUCAUUUAAAUAAGUUGAAACGUUUACAAAAAGUUCAACAAGCCAAACAGGAUCUCAAAGAAAAAGAACAGUUGUUGUUCUUCUUUGAUAAUGAACACAAACAUGACUUAGUUAAAGAAGAAAAAUUGAAACGAAUGAAAAAGACAGUAAUUAAAGACAAAAGUCUUAAAGAUGAUUUAACAUAUGUACCGCCAGAAAUCAGAAAACCUGGUUUUAAACGAGAUUAAAUUAAACUAUAAAUUUUAUAAGUUAAGUUAAAAAUUACAUGGUUAUAGUAAUGAUGAAUAAAUAUUCACAUAUAAAUCUAC
Messenger RNA from Melanaphis sacchari, 1596 nucleotides. RefSeq names its product 28S ribosomal protein S27, mitochondrial. Gene Ontology annotation, cellular component: mitochondrion. The record is from RefSeq and is a predicted model, not a curated record. Bases 196 to 1515 code for a protein of 439 amino acids. NCBI's taxonomy places the organism in Eukaryota, Metazoa, Arthropoda, Insecta, Hemiptera, Aphididae. The transcript has 2 exons.